GUUCCGAGAGGGCGGGGCGGCGUCCCGAAACGGAAGGUGGUUGUCGUCGGUGCCCAAGCUGAUUUGAAAGUAGGGGUCGGGCUCGGUCGUCGUCGUUGUUUGUCGCCGCAUCCCCGCUUCGGGGUAGGCCGUUCCUGCCCGCCCCCGCCCCUCCUCCCUUCGGACCCAUAGAUCUCAGGCCCGGCUCCCCGCCCGACUCGCACCCCGCCCGCCGCAGCCCACUGUUGACCCGGCCCGUACUGCGGCCCCGCCGCCACCAUGUCCCUGCACGGCAAACGGAAGGAGAUCUACAAGUAUGAAGCGCCCUGGACGGUCUACGCGAUGAACUGGAGUGUGCGGCCCGAUAAGCGCUUUCGCUUGGCGCUGGGCAGCUUCGUGGAGGAGUACAACAACAAGGUUCAGCUUGUUGGUUUAGAUGAGGAGAGUUCAGAGUUUAUUUGCAGAAACACCUUUGACCACCCGUACCCCACCACAAAGCUCAUGUGGAUCCCUGAUACAAAAGGCGUCUAUCCAGACCUACUGGCAACAAGCGGCGACUAUCUCCGUGUGUGGAGGGUUGGUGAAACAGAGACCAGGCUGGAGUGUUUGCUAAACAAUAAUAAGAACUCUGAUUUCUGUGCUCCCCUGACCUCCUUUGACUGGAAUGAGGUGGAUCCUUAUCUUUUAGGUACCUCAAGCAUUGAUACAACGUGCACCAUCUGGGGGCUGGAGACAGGGCAGGUGUUAGGGCGAGUGAAUCUUGUGUCUGGCCAUGUGAAGACCCAACUGAUCGCCCAUGACAAAGAGGUCUAUGAUAUUGCAUUUAGCCGGGCCGGGGGUGGCAGGGACAUGUUUGCCUCUGUGGGUGCUGAUGGCUCUGUGCGGAUGUUUGACCUCCGCCAUCUAGAACACAGCACCAUCAUUUACGAAGACCCACAGCAUCACCCGCUGCUUCGCCUCUGCUGGAACAAGCAGGACCCUAACUACCUGGCCACCAUGGCCAUGGAUGGAAUGGAGGUGGUGAUUCUAGAUGUCCGAGUUCCCUGCACACCUGUCGCCAGGUUAAACAACCAUCGAGCAUGUGUCAACGGCAUUGCUUGGGCCCCACAUUCAUCCUGCCACAUCUGCACUGCAGCGGAUGACCACCAGGCUCUCAUCUGGGACAUCCAGCAAAUGCCCCGAGCCAUCGAGGACCCUAUCCUGGCCUACACAGCUGAAGGAGAGAUCAACAAUGUGCAGUGGGCAUCAACUCAGCCCGACUGGAUCGCCAUCUGCUACAACAACUGCCUGGAGAUACUCAGAGUGUAGUGUUGGUGGCGCUGUGCCCACGAGGCAGGGGCUUUUGUGUUUCCUGCCUCUGCCCCACCCCCAAAGUAAGAAGAAACAUGUUUCCAGUGGCCAGUAUGUCUUUCAUUGCUUUGCACCCACUGUUACCAGAAGCUGCUCUAGGAGUUCCUGGCCAGUCACCCCAUCGCCCUCUGUGGCAGACUCAGUGCUGUGUGGCGCCUCCUCAGCCCAGGGCUGAGUUUUAAGAUUUUCUCUCCUUUCCUCUUCUUCUUUGGUUCCUCAAUUAAAAAUGUGUGUAUAUUUGUUUGUCAGGCAUUGUGUUGAGGAGCAGUUCACACACUGGCUGUGUCUAUUCCUCUGACCAGGUGUCUCUGUCUGUUUGCUGCCCAAGGCAGCAGCCCACGUCUCGCCCAUGUCCAUGUUCGUUUAGCACUUACGUGGGAACAAAUACCAAUUUGUCUUUUCUCCUAGUAUCAGUGUGUUUAACAAAUUUUAACUUUGUAUAUUUGUUACCUAUCAGGCUAAUUUUUUUAUGA
Molecule: messenger RNA, 1802 nt
Organism: Mandrillus leucophaeus (drill)
Lineage: Eukaryota; Metazoa; Chordata; Mammalia; Primates; Cercopithecidae
Gene: DCAF7
Product: DDB1 and CUL4 associated factor 7
Exons: 7
Coding region: 259-1287 (342 amino acids)
Cellular component (GO): nucleus
Molecular function (GO): protein binding
Source: RefSeq, a predicted model, not a curated record